AUGGCUAUGUUCUUGUACGCCUUAGUCGCGGUUGCUUGCCAGCUGGUUCCCUCCGUGUUGGCCGCAACGCUGCGAGUCCAAAUUCCCAGCUCCAGUCUCCUACCCAACCCCAAUACUCUUCCGGCUUCGACCCAUGCCACGUUAACCUCUGGCUAUGGUCCCCCGAUCAAGGCGGUUCUCCGGCGAGGAAACUACUUCGAAUUCCCCGACGUCACCACUGUCGGAUCGCACCUCCUGGACAUCUACACUCGCGACUAUGUGUUCGCGCCCUACCGCAUUGACGUUUCGCCAUCUCCCGACUCGGCCGGGACGGUGAUUACAGGAGCUUGGGAGAUAUACCGAGGAACUCGAUGGACUGAUCGAGGGGUGGCAUUCGUCACGGCGCCGACGGACAAGCUGGAUCUGUCGGCAAAGGUUCUCGCCAAAAAGGACUUCUAUGAGCAGCGCCAGGGAUUCAACCCGUUGACCUUGCUCAAGAGUCCGAUGAUCUUGCUUGGAAUAGUUGCUCUGGUCUUUACAGUCGGCAUGCCCAAGUUAAUGGAGAACUUGGAUCCGGAAACACGAGCCGAGUAUGAAGAGAUGCAGAAGAAUAGCCCCAUGGGUGGCCUCACACGCGCAAUGCAGGGUGGUGGUACAGGAGGCCCGGCUGAAAAUUUCGAUCUUGCUGGAUUCUUGGCCGGCAGCAGCAAAAGCUCGGGGACCGACAAGCCUUCUGAGGGUAUUCGGGAAAGAAAGCGAUGA
Messenger RNA from Capronia epimyces CBS 606.96, 741 nucleotides. RefSeq lists its product as uncharacterized. NCBI's taxonomy places the organism in Eukaryota, Fungi, Ascomycota, Eurotiomycetes, Chaetothyriales, Herpotrichiellaceae. The record is from RefSeq and is a predicted model, not a curated record. Bases 1 to 741 code for a protein of 246 amino acids. The transcript has a single exon. Gene Ontology annotation, cellular component: EMC complex.